Molecule: messenger RNA, 3233 nt
Organism: Myotis lucifugus (little brown bat)
Lineage: Eukaryota; Metazoa; Chordata; Mammalia; Chiroptera; Vespertilionidae
Gene: CCSER1
Product: coiled-coil serine rich protein 1
Exons: 11
Coding region: 475-3174 (899 amino acids)
Source: RefSeq, a predicted model, not a curated record
UUGGGGAGGUGGCUCCCGGGCUCCCCACACAGUCACACUCCGCGCGCUCACACACUUGGAGGCGCCUCCCCACGUCCCUCCCCUGCCCUCCUCUGGCUCGGCUCUCCUCUCUCUCCCCGCAAAUAGUCGCCGACAGACUGCCAAUCCGCCUCGCUCGCUCGCUCGCCUCGCUCCCAGCACCAUGACCGACUGGGAAGCGGUGGCCCAGGCGGAGCAGCUCCGCUGGCGCGGGCGAGAGGAGCAGGAGGAUUAUUAGAUAAGGCGGCGCGACUCCGUGCACCUGGGGGAGGAGAGAGAAGCCCGACAGCCAAGGAGGAAGGAAGGAAGGGAGGGCGGCCGGAGGAGGGGGUCCAGGCAAGACGCCCCCGUGCCCCGAAGACAUAAAUCCCCGAGUGCCCGGGAAGAGCCUUAACAAGCGACGCGGAGCCCUCAGGCUGCUAAGUUGGAUAUCACAGUGCAAGCUUUGGGGUCCCAAUGGGGGACUCUGGAUCAAGACGAUCUACCCUGGUCUCCAGGUUGCCAAUAUUCAGAAGAAGUAUUAGCAGAAGACAUGAUUCUCUUCCUUCUUCACCUUCCUCCAGUAAUACAGUUGGUGUCCACAGUUCCUCACCUUCCAGCACAAACUCAAGCUCAGGUAGUACAGGUAAACGCAGGAGCAUAUUCCGAACUCCUUCCAUUAGCUUCCACCAUAAGAAGGGGAGUGAACCUAAGCAAGAACCUACCAACCAGAACCUUAGUAUUUCAAAUGGUGCUCAAGCUGGUCACAGCAGUAUGCAAAAACUGACUUCGGAAGAAUAUAUUAAAACCAGGGGAAGACAUUCUGUUGGUUUUAGUAGUUCAAGAAAUAAGAAGAUAACAAGAUCUUUGACAGAGGAUUUUGAAAGGGAGAAGGAGCACUCAACUAAUAAGAAUGUCUUUAUAAAUUGCUUAAGUUCUGGCAAAAGUGAAGGGGAUGAUUCUGGAUUCACAGAAGAACCAACUCGCCGUUCUGUUAAGCAGUCAACAAAGAAGCUGCUUACUAAAUCCUUUUCCUCUCACUAUAAAUUUUCUAAGCCAGUUCCACCGAGCCAGUCCACUUCAUUGGUACAGCAGUCUGAAUUCUCAUUGGAAAUUACACAGUUCCAAGAGAGAGAACCUGUAUCAGUAAGAGCUUCUCCAUCUUGCUCUGUGGAUGUAACAGAACGGGCAGGAAGCUCUUUACCAUCCCCAUUGCUUUCUGCUGAUCUUACCACAGCUCAGACACCUUCAGAGUUUUUAGCCUUGACUGAAGAUUCUGUUUCUGAAGCCGAUGUAUUUUCUAAAAGUGGAAGCAUGGCAUCCCACUGUGACAACUUUGGCCACAAUGAUUCUACCUCUCAGAUCUCUCCCAAUCCUGCUGCUGUUACAAAGGCAACAAUAGACCAUAUAGGAACUGUUCCCUGUGCAAUUAUGUCUCCUGGGAAAUAUAGGUUAGAAGGUCGAUGUAGCACUGAAUCUAAUUCCUUACCAGAAACCUCUGCUGCUAAUCAGAAGGAAGUGUUAUUGCAAAUCUCUGAACUCUCUGUUACAAAUGGGAGUGACUUAGAGAAUCACCUAUCAGCAGAUACUCAAGGAGAAGAGCAUAUGGUAUUACAAAACGGUGAUACAAUGUUGACAACAAGCUCCCCAAGGAAACUUGGAUUUUAUGAGCAACAUAAAGCAAUAGCUGAACGUGUUAAAGGGAUUCAUCCUAUAUCAGAUUCAAGGAUAAUACCUUCUUCUGGUGAUCGUCAUAUUUUUAACAAAACAUAUGGAUAUGAUGCCAAUCCUGCCAAAGUUCUUGCCAGUAGCCUCAGUCCAUAUCGUGAAGGAAGAUUUAUAGAGAGACGACUGCGGUCUUCAUCAGAAGGAACUGCGGGGAGUAGCAGAAUGAUUUUGAAACCAAAAGAUGGAAAUGUAGAAGAAGUUAAUAGUCUAAGAAAGCAAAGAGCAGGUUCGUCAUCUUCAAAAAUGAACAGCAUGGAUGUUUUGAAUAAUUUGGGAUCUUGUGAACUAGAUGAAGAUGAUCUAAUGCUCGAUCUAGAAUUAUUAGAGGAACAGACUCUUCAUCCACCUGUUUGCCGGGAGGAAUCGUACAACUCUGUAGUCUCAUGUGCUGCCGUAGUACUCACUCCUAUGGAACCAACAAUAGAAAUGAGGAAAGGAGAAGAGCUAAAAUUCCCUGAACCUUCCAAACAGAACCUUUCACUGAAGUUAACAAAAGACAUUGAUCAGGAAGGCAGGUGUUCACAUAUUAGCCGAAUGCCCAGUAGUCCGUCUGCAGACUGGCCCCUGCAAGGUGUGGAAGAAAAUGGAGGCAUAGAUUCUCUGCCCUUCAGACUGAUGUUACAGGACUGCACAGCUGUCAAGACACUAUUGUUAAAGAUGAAGAGAGUUCUUCAAGAGAGUGCGGAUAUGAGCCCAGCAAGUAGCACCACCUCACUUCCAGUUAGUCCUCUUACUGAAGAGCCACUGCCUUUCAAGGAUAUAAUGAAAGAUGACUGCUCAAUGCUGAAGCUGCAGCUGAAAGAGAAGGAUGAACUCAUUUCCCAACUUCAGGAAGAGCUGGAUAAAGUAAAGCAUUUACAGAAGGCGUUUGCUUCAAGAGUAGAUAAAUCCACACAGACUGAAGUUCUAGGCUAUGAUGGUUUGAACCUGAAAAGACUGGAGGCAGUACCAGGAGGGAGAGAGGCUACAUAUCGAAACCGAGUUGUGAGCCAAAGUCUCAGCACAAGGGACAGAAAAGCAAUACAUACUCCCACCGAGGACCGUUUUAGAUACUCGUCAGCUGACCAGACAAGCCCCUACAAGAGCAAGACCUGUCAACUAUCAAGUCUGUGUUUAAAUAAUUUCUUGAAGGACAAGGAACUCGUGGAAGUUAUCAAGCACUCAAGAGGAACUGGUGAAAGCCUCACUUCAGAGGUCACCCUGAACUUAAGGGCCACUGUUGGGCAGAACUCUCUGAAGCCAACAGCUAAGACUGAAGGGCUCCCCACGUCCUCAGAGAAACCAAAGGACCAAGCUGCUGUGGCCCGACAGCAUUCAACCUUUACAGGCAGGUUCGGACAGCCACCGAGAGGGCCAAUCUCUUUACACACAUACAGCAAAAAGAAUGUUUUUCUCCAUCACAAUUUACACACCACUGAGCUGCAGACUCUAGGCCAACAGGAUGGGUAAUUACAUCACCCGAUUCUGUCUCUGAGUAAAGAUGGUUAGUGUUUCUCGUUCAUAGCUCA